Messenger RNA from Cryptomeria japonica (Japanese cedar), 591 nucleotides. RefSeq names its product polygalacturonase-like. Bases 1 to 591 code for a protein of 196 amino acids. The record is from RefSeq and is a predicted model, not a curated record. The transcript has 4 exons. Gene Ontology annotation, biological process: carbohydrate metabolic process. Gene Ontology annotation, molecular function: polygalacturonase activity. NCBI's taxonomy places the organism in Eukaryota, Viridiplantae, Streptophyta, Pinopsida, Cupressales, Cupressaceae.
AUGGAUGCCGGAGGUGACGGUGGAGGUGAAUAUUCACCUAAAUUUGUGCUACUCGAAGAACUAGGAGACGACUGUAUUUCUAUUGGGCCAAGAUCAUUCAAUGUUGAUAUUGAAGGAGUUACAUGUGGUAUUGGAAGUCUUGGUGAAGAUAUCGCCCUUGCUGCUGUAAAGAACAUAACAGUAAGUGGAGUUUCUGGAGUUUCUUUUCAAGAAACACACAAUGGCGUAAGGAUCAAAACCAGUAAGGGAAGGAAUAGUUGUGCAACUGGUAUAACAUUCCAAAAUGUAAAACUGGACAACGUACGAAAUCUUGUUCUAAUUGACCAAUAUUAUUCUCCAUAUGGAAUUCCUACAAAGGGAAAUUCUGGUGUGAAGAUCAGAGACGUGCUAUACAAGAAAAUAACUGGAACAUCGGCUACAAAUGUUGCAAUCGCUUUUGAAUGCAGCCAAAUUGUGCCUUGUCAAGAAAUCAAAGUAGAACAUAUAAACUUGAGGUAUAACGAUGGAAAAGAAGAUGCUCAAUUUUUAUGUAAGAAUGCACACAUGACUACAGUUGAUGCUAGUGCUGUAAACCCAUCCCCAUGCCUCUAA